CGGAUGCGAAUCGUGACUUUCAGUUUCUCGCUAAACGAAUGAGUUUUUAAAUCUUUCUACAGAAGUGUGAAUAAUUAAAGAUAUAUAACAACAAUGCCUAAAGUUUCGGUCAAAGUGAAAUGGGGCAAGGAGAUGUACCCUGGUGUAGAAGUGAACACAGAUGACGAUCCAGUUGUGUUCAAGGCACAAAUAUUUGCUCUAACUGGAGUGCAACCAGAAAGACAGAAGGUUGUGUGCAAAGGAGCCACACUUCGUGAUGAUUCAUGGGGCAACUUUAAAUUGACUAAUAAUGCUUUGGUACUAGUAAUGGGAAGUAAAGAGGAAGAUGUACCAACUGUUCCAGUGGAACAGACCAGAUUUGUAGAGGACAUGAAUGAGUCAGAACUAGCUACUGCACUGGAUCUACCCGAAGGUCUAAUAAAUUUGGGGAAUACAUGCUAUAUGAAUGCAACAGUACAGUGCUUGAAAACUGUGCCUGAAUUAAAAAAUGCCUUACUUAAUUAUGAUAAAUCGUCUAGUGGAGGUUCGGCGGGCGAGUUGACGUCAGCGCUCAGCGAGACGAUGUCCGCGCUGGAGCGGGGCGGGGCCGGGGCGUGCGCCGGGGCGGCGGCGAGGUUGCUCCGAGCGCUGCACGAGGCCGCGCCGAGGUUCGCCGAGCGGGCCCCGGGCGGGGGACUAGCGCAACAGGACGCUAGCGAGUGCUGGGCGGAACUAGUACGCGCGCUGCAAACGCGCUUGCCUGCAGCGCCCGCGCCCUCGGACAGGAGCAACAUAAUCGAGCAAUAUUUCGGAGGCACCCUCGACGUGGAGCUCGUGUGCUCUGAAGCGGACGAGCCCCCGUCACGUAGCAAGGAGACUUUCCUGCAGCUGUCCUGCUUCAUCUCGCAGGACGUCAAGUACUUGCAGUCCGGCCUUAGAUCGAAAAUGGCAGAACAGAUCACAAAGAUGUCAGAAACAUUAGGGAGAGAUGCAGUUUAUACUAAAACUAGCAAAAUCAGCCGUUUGCCCGCAUACUUAACGGUGCAAUUCGUCCGCUUUUAUUUCAAGGAAAAAGAGUCGAUUAACGCUAAAAUAUUAAAAGAUGUCAAAUUCCCACUCGACCUUGACGUAUUCGAGUUGUGCUCACCGGAGUUGCAAGAAAGAUUAGCACCCAUGAGAGCGAAAUUUAAGGAAAUUGAUGAUGCGACGGUAGAAUCUUCGUUGGCAACAAAAAAUAAAAACCAUGGUGACAGUACGAAAGAAACCAAGAAUAAAACAGUAGUUCCGUAUUGGUUUGAGAAUGAUGUGGGUAGCAACAACAGCGGCUAUUACCGUCUGCAGGCAGUGCUGACCCAUCGCGGGCGAUCCUCGUCCUCCGGUCACUACGUGGCGUGGGUCGCGCGCGGACAGACGUGGCUGCGGUGUGAUGACGACACUGUUACUCCAGUCACACAGGAUGAGGUGCUCAAGCUGAGCGGAGGCGGUGACUGGCACUGCGCAUACUUGCUUCUCUACGGGCCCCGUAUUCUGGAAUUGCCAACGGUGGAAGAACCCAUGGCGAUGGACCCCCCCACUGAACCCUCCGGGGAUCCCCCUACAGCGCUCGCGUAACCGCUCGCUACGUUCGCUUGCACGCUCGACCCGCUCCUACGCUCGCAUAGCAAUAAAACUUAGCUGUGUCUGAAAUAAGAUUAUUAAAAAUAAUGGUCUUUUCAAUUCUUUGCUAGUAGUAUCAUGACUUGCCCCUAGUUUAUAGUUCUUGGGGAUGGCUAAUGACCAAAUUAUGGCCAAAUUCUAAAUUUAUGAAGAAGGUAACUGUUACGAGCGCUACGGAAAUGUUUAUUGCUACGAGAAAUUUUAUUAUAGUGCUACGUUCACGAAGUCUAGCAAGUCUGAGCGUAGUAUCGAUAUUAUGCAUAUCCAUUAUUUGUAUUUAUUUCUUACUGUUCACAGAUAUUUGAUCCUUCGAUGAAUUCUUACGUAGGUUCUCGAAAUGUACACUAAUAUUAUUCAUGAUUGAAUUAUGUAGCUUUGUACUAAAUUUGCUAUAUAAAACGAUAAUGGCCGUUCACCCAUAUAUGUAUAUUUGAAUCGGUCUAUAGGCAAAGCCUAUGCCGCAGAAAGGGGGGGAAAUUGUAUGCUGA
Molecule: messenger RNA, 2123 nt
Organism: Chilo suppressalis (striped riceborer)
Lineage: Eukaryota; Metazoa; Arthropoda; Insecta; Lepidoptera; Crambidae
Source: the annotation of a GenBank genome assembly